Messenger RNA from Hemicordylus capensis (graceful crag lizard), 3308 nucleotides. RefSeq names its product G protein-coupled receptor class C group 5 member B (gene GPRC5B). Gene Ontology annotation, biological process: G protein-coupled receptor signaling pathway. Gene Ontology annotation, molecular function: protein kinase activator activity; protein kinase binding; G protein-coupled receptor activity. The record is from RefSeq and is a predicted model, not a curated record. Lineage: Eukaryota; Metazoa; Chordata; Lepidosauria; Squamata; Cordylidae. Gene Ontology annotation, cellular component: intracellular membrane-bounded organelle; plasma membrane; signaling receptor complex. Bases 286 to 1461 code for a protein of 391 amino acids. The transcript is spliced from 4 exons.
GGCGGCCGAGCGAGCAAGCGGCGGCAGAAGCAGCGGCAGCGGGCGGUGCGCCUCCGAAGCGCCGGGGGGCUCAUUCCGCAGCGGCCUCUCGGUGGCGCGGCGCGCGGAGCGCCGCUCGCCCCCUCCAUGCGCCGGGCCGGGGCCGCAGCGCCGCCGCGGGGGACUCUGCCAGGCGCGCCGCUCGCCGCCACGCCGGAGCUGCUGCCCGCGCCACCCGCCUGAGGCCAGCCCCCAGCCAGCCAGCCGCCGGCGGGUCCGCAGCCAGGAGCCAGCCAGGGCAGAACCAUGACCCCGCUCCCCCUCGCUGGUGUCGUCGUCGUCCUCCUCCUCCUCCUCGUGGUUGGCUAUGGGUCCUCUGAGAACUCCAGCACCUCCCGAGGGUGUGGGCUGGACCUCCUUCCGCAGUACGUCUAUCUCUGUGACUUGGAUGCGGUCUGGGGGAUCGUGGUGGAGGCCGUGGCUGGGGCCGGCGUGCUGACCUCACUGCUACUGCUGCUGAUUCUGCUGGCACGGCUGCCCUUCAUCACGGAGAAGGAGAAGAGGAGUCCGCUGGGGGUGCAUUUCCUCUUCCUGCUGGGGACCCUGGGCCUCUUCGGCCUGGCCUUCGCCUUCAUCAUCCAGGAGGACGAGGCCGUCUGCUUAGUGCGCCGGUUCCUGUGGGGCGUCCUCUUUGCGCUGUGCUUCUCGUGUUUGCUGGCCCAAGCCUGGAGGGUCCGCAAGCUGGUCCGCCAUGGCAAAAGCCCGUCCGGCUGGCAGCUGGCUGGCGUGGCCACCUGCCUUGCCCUGGUCCAGGUGAUUAUUGCCACCGAGUGGCUGGUCCUGACGGUGGUGAGGGAUGGCAAGUUAGCUUGCAGCUAUGAGCCCCUGGAUUUCGCCAUGGCCUUGAUCUACGUCAUGUUUCUGAUGGUGGCGGCGCUGGGCUUGGCCUUCUUCACGCUGUGCGGGAAGUUCAAGAAGUGGAAAAAGAACGGGGUGUGUCUCAUCCUGGCCGGUUUUUUCUCCAUUCUCAUUUGGGUUGCUUGGCUGACAAUGUAUCUCUUUGGGAAUAAGGAACUGCGGAGAAGAGACCAGUGGAGCGACCCCACCCUGGCCAUAGCACUGGUGUCCAGUGGUUGGGUCUUUGUGAUCUUCCACGCCAUCCCAGAGGUUCACUGCUCCAUCCUCCCACCCCAGCAAGAAAACACGCCAAAUUAUUUUGAUACUUCACAACCACGCAUGCGGGAAACGGCUUUCGAGGAUGACCUUCAGCUUCCUCGGAGCUACAUGGAGAAUAAAGCCUUCUCAAUGGAUGAACACAAUGCAGCUCUCCGGACGGCAGGGUUUCGCAACGGCAGCUUGGGGAGCCGGCCGAGCGCACCCUUCAGAAGCAACGUCUACCAGCCCACUGAGAUGGCGGUUGUCCUCAACGGAGGGACUAUUCCAAGCGCUCCGCCAAGUUACACUGGAAGACACCUUUGGUGAAAAGCUUGUAGGCUGUAGAGGAUGAGAGAGAACCAUUAACAGAUUUUAUUCCCUGGCAGUGUGUCUUUUCUGAGGGAGGAGUCAAUAACGCUAGCAAAGAACCAGCCAGAGCAAGAACCCAUCCAGGAAGGCUGAGAUUGGAUUGCUUUUUAUAUUAUAUCGAUAAAAUAUAAUAUAAAGAAAUAAUUGAACCGAUAAGCUAACCACAAAAGCAAAACCUCUGCAGUGAAUUAUAAGCUGAAAGCAAAAUUAAAACUAGAUGUAGGCACCUGCUUUUUUAAAAAUGGGAGAAGGGGCCAUGGUGUGUUGAAGUGGUGGAUGGGUUCCUGGCUGGAGCUAGUCCUCGAGGCAAACCUGGACAUUUGGUCGCCUGUUGCUGUGGAGAGGAAUGAAAUAAAAGAUGUCCUGAUUGAAACUUAAAGCGACACUGCCUCAAGAGAUUGCCCUGAAGGCUGUCUUUCUACUUUGCUGAUUCUCCUUUGCUGAUUUCAGAGGUCACAAGAAUCAUGUCAUGCAAUGAGUGAGGGAGCAGCCAAACAGAAUUUCCCAGCUAACUGCACUGGUGCAACAGAGAAGCAGCCAUUUUUGACAUCUUCCCCUUCCCCCGGAAGCCCUCUGUGCCACUUAUAUGUCCCCAAGGGCUGCAUAACCCUCAGGGACAUAUCUUUAGGUGGCACAGAGGGCUUCCUGGGGAAGGGGAAGAUGUCGAAAAUGGUGCACACUGGUGCAGUUAGUUGGGAAAUUCCUCUAGGCUGUAUUGGUGCACCCUUGCUCUGUGGGUCAGCCAGUGUCUUAUAGGGACCCAUGAUGGGCCUUUUAAUGCAAAGUCACCCCCAGAAUAAAGGAAAAGAGUGGGUGGAUUGUUUUCAUGCACUAUGUACUCAUUAGGUUGCUGGGGCUGAAGUCCUAUACACACUUUCCUGGGCAUAAGCGCCAUUGGCUAUAGUGAGACUUACUUCUGAGUAAACACAGGAUUGUUUAAUAAGGUGGUGAGUACUGGUGUGUCCACAGAAAUCCUGUCCUAUGCAAUAAACCAAGUUGGGUGACUUCUAUAGCUCCCUCUUCUAUUUCUAUUUUUAAAUUGGAAAGCCUAUAACUGCUUUCCCAAGCAGUGUUCUCUGUAAUGGGGUACCCAUAUGCUGACUACAACUCCCAUCAUCCCUAGCUGCUGGGGAUGAUAGGAGCAGUCGUUGUCAACAUCUGGCAAUCCGUUACAGGAAACACCGACGCUCAGCUGCCUUUUUCUGGGCGUUUGGAAAGGAAGGGCAGUUCUGACUCCCCCCCUUCCCCCCACCCCGGGGGGGUGAUGUAUGCGAAGUUGCACCGUGGGUGCAGGGAGAGAAACAGUGCCGACAGAGGCUGUGUGGCUCCCAAGCAGGCUCUCUCUGGUCCCACCACCCUGUUAAAGGAAGCCAGCGUCACCAGACCUCUCCCCUGCCGCUCCCUGGGGUGCCAAGGUGGACACCAGGAGAGUGGGGGGCUGAAUUGGCAACACUGGGUCCCGCCCCCGGCUUAACGCUGAAGUCUCAUUGGCUGCUGCAGUGGUGUUUGCAUCUUAUUGUGUGUUCUUUUAUGGAACAUUUCAUGGUUAUGGGAUUAUUUUUUUUCUUGGGGACGGGGAAAGCAGCUUUUCAAAGGGUCCCAUGUUCUCGCUGCCUUUUCAUAUUCCCAUGGUUUGAAUGACGUUCCGCAAAUCAUUCCUUCAUUCUUUAGCAUUCAGUGCAUAUCAGGCAUGUGACCUGUCAUGGCAUCCUCUCUGUGCUGGCCAGCAUCCCACUCUGCUUGCCUAGAGCCUAAAAACAGCGGUGGUGUUUGUGAAGUAUUAAAGGAGGAUACGAAGUAUGCAG